Molecule: messenger RNA, 3203 nt
Organism: Theileria parva strain Muguga
Lineage: Eukaryota; Apicomplexa; Aconoidasida; Piroplasmida; Theileriidae
Gene: ogdh
Product: Transketolase pyrimidine binding domain protein
Exons: 10
Coding region: 1-3063 (1020 amino acids)
Biological process (GO): tricarboxylic acid cycle
Cellular component (GO): oxoglutarate dehydrogenase complex; mitochondrion
Molecular function (GO): thiamine pyrophosphate binding; oxoglutarate dehydrogenase (succinyl-transferring) activity
Source: RefSeq, a predicted model, not a curated record
AUGAGAUUAGGCCUAAUUAGAAUCUGCCGCCAGCUGAGGCAGGUUGAGAACUUUCACGGCGAAAGCUUAAAUUAUCUAGAAUAUCUUUACUACGUUUAUCGCACCAACCCCGAACACUUACAGCCAUCAUGGCAAAACUAUUUCUCUCUCCUAGAACAAGGCAAAACCUACACACUUCCACAAAUAGAUAGAAAACUCGGACAUAAAUAUAAUGGAUUCGCCGGACCUUUGGCUGGUAAUCAGACCACAAGUCAGGCCACUGAACUCUUAGCAAAAGUUUCAAACGGAGUGGUUGGACUUGAGGUUUUGAAGUUAAAUGAGUUGGCGAGCGCCUACAGGACGUUUGGGCACUUGGUUUCAAAUUUAGACCCUUUAAAACUCCCAAAAGAAGUUCCUUUCUUCAGAAAUAUAGACGGAAUUUACGAUAAGCUUAACGUUAAUAAAUACUUUAACAAGGAUGACUUGGCUAAGAAGAUUCCAAAUCUGGGAAUCGGAGGUGUUUUCAACAUGACUGGAACAGUGGAGGAGUUGGCAGAGAAGCUUAAGGAGCGUUACUGUGGUAACAUCUCCUUCGAGUUCGGGCAUAUCGCCAACUCCGAAGAAGUCGCCUUCCUAAUCAAUGAGAUUGAAAGCGACGAGUUCCUAAAAUUCAACAAAAACGACCACCUGAAGUGUUUUAAGUCAAUUUGUAAGGCAGUCAAAUUUGAGCAGUUUUGCGCCAAGACUUUCCCUACACUUAAGAGAUUCGGCAUGGAUGGAAUUGAGUCUAUCUUGUUACUUCUGGAGUCAAUUGAGGAAAACGGAAGAAAUUUCGGAAUUAACUCAAUAAUGAUGACAAUGUCGCACCGUGGAAGAUUGAACGUUUUGUGUAACUUUUUAAACAAACCACUCCAGGAAUCAUUCGCGGAGUUUCGCGGUGCGAACUGGUUUAUAAAUAGUCAUUUCAGAAGUGGAGAUGUAAAAUAUCAUAACGGGUACAGAACAACUAAGAAUGGAGUGGAAAUACAAAUGAUCUCAAAUUCAAGUCACUUGCAGUUUUCACACCCAGUACUUACUGGACUGGUGAAGGCUAAGCAGUACUAUGAGAAUGACACUAAUCAGAGCAAGAUCUUGCCAAUAGCAAUACACGGAAAUUCAGCAAUUUCAGGACAAGGAAUGCCCUACGAAGUUGUCCAAAUGGCAAAAAUUGACGGUUUUGGAAUUGGAGGAACAAUUAACAUCAUUGUCAAUAACCAAAUUGGAUUCACAGCAAACCAACUUGAAGCUUCAACAUCAAGAUAUCCCUCAGACGUGGGAAAGGUAAUUGAUGCCCCUAUAAUACAUGUGAAUGCAUACUCAAUUGAAAGCGUGAUGUUUGCUGGGAAGUUGGCCACAAAGUACCGUUACAAGUUUAAGAAUGACGUGUUUAUUAACUUGGUUGGGUUCAGAAGAUUUGGACAUAAUGAACUGGACAUGCCCAAGUUCACAAACGCAGAAAUGUACGCAAAGGUGGAUGAAACGCCUAAUUUGAUGGUUUACUAUAAAAAAUACCUGGAAGAUCAUGGUUUUGACAAGGGAGAACUGGAUGAAAUUGAAAACAGCACAGGCUCAGACUUUCUAAACUCUUUAAACCUCUCGAAGGAGAUUUCAAGAACUAAUGUACCCAUCCAGAACCAAAACUGGUUACCAAUUGCGGACAGUUUCUCAGGCCUGAUUAAUACAUACUUAAGAAAGAAUAAAAGCGUUGUUGAGUUGUUGGAUAAAACAAUUGAUACUGACAUGAAAUUGAGUGAUAAAUUGGAUCCACCAGUGGAAACUGGACUGGAUAAGAAUUUACUUUUAGAAUUGGGCACCAAGUGUGUUACAGUACCAUCUGACAUUAAGAUGCACAACUCAGUAAAGAAGAUUUUUGAUGCCAGGCUUCAAUGUUUAUCUACUGGCUCAAACUUUGACACGGCAAUGAGUGAGAUUUUGGCAUUUUCGUCACUUGCAAAUGAAGGAUUUCACGUAAGAUUGUCAGGCCAGGAAUCGAAAAGAGGAACAUUUUCCCAUAGACACUCUCAUGUCCAGUGUCAAACCACUUUUAAAUACCAUAACAUUUUCAAAGGGUUUGAUGUGAGUAUUUACAACUCGUACUUGAGUGAGCUUGCAGCUCUGGGCUUUGAAUACGGAUACAGUUUAUACUCACCAAAAACUUUAAAUAUUUGGGAGGCACAGUUUGGAGAUUUCAUGAACGGUGCUCAGGUUAUCAUAGACGCAUUUGUAACCUCCGCGGAAACUAAGUGGAACUACUUCUCAGGCUUGGUACUGUUCCUACCUCACGGAUAUGACGGACAAGGACCUGAUCACUCCUCAUCAAGAAUUGAGAGAUUCUUGCAGUUGAGUAAUGAUAACGAGGAUUUGGUGGAUAAUUUAAAGUACGGAGACGACUAUGCGAAGUUGGUGAACAUCUCGGUGGUUAAUUGCAGUGUCGCAAGUAACUUCUUCCACGUUUUGAGAAGACAAAUGCAUAGAAGUUACAGAAAGCCGAUGAUUUGCAUAACCGGAAAGAAAUUGCUAAAGUUAAGGUCAUCGUUUAGUACAAUUGAUGAAUACUUGACGGGAACGAGAUUUAGAAGAUAUAUCCCAGAUAACCUGUUCACAACAGGUAAGCAAGAUUUAAGUAAGGAAGAAAAGCCCAGGAACCCAGAUUCAGUGAAGAGAAUGAUAAUGUGUUCAGGACAGAUAUACUAUGAUUUACUGGAGUACAGAGACUCCAAUGAGGAGUGGAAGAAUAUUCCAGUAGCGAGAAUAGAGGAGAUAACACCGUUUCCAGCACAGAAUAUACUGGAUGACUUGAAGAAGUUUAAGAAUUUAGAAACACUCGUGUGGUGCCAGGAGGAACAUGAAAAUAGCGGCUGUUUCUACUUUUUAAGAGAAAGGUUAAACAAUGUACUGAAAAUAUUGAAAAAUGAAGGCCAUUGUCCUAAGGUUAAUACUGCAGUAAAGUACUCUGGAAGGUAUCCCUGCGCAACAACAGCAGUUGGAGACCCAAAGAUGCACGAACACGAGAUUGUACUGGUUAAACAGUCAUUUACAGUGUAAAUUUUUAACAAAUUUUGAUUUAAGCUAUUAAAUUUAUGACUCCUACCAAGUUUUCCCAUGUUCUACAGCGUUCAAUGCUAGGUUUAAGGUUUAUUCACUGGUGAUUUUGGUUUUAAUCAUUAAUUUGAUUCAUGUAUUUA